Messenger RNA from Macroventuria anomochaeta, 1612 nucleotides. Its product is annotated as MFS general substrate transporter. Gene Ontology annotation, biological process: transmembrane transport. The coding region runs from base 1 to 1581 and encodes 526 amino acids. Gene Ontology annotation, molecular function: transmembrane transporter activity. The record is from RefSeq and is a predicted model, not a curated record. Gene Ontology annotation, cellular component: membrane. NCBI's taxonomy places the organism in Eukaryota, Fungi, Ascomycota, Dothideomycetes, Pleosporales, Didymellaceae. The transcript has 5 exons.
AUGUCCGAGAAACCGUCCCACGAACGCGUUUCGCGCGACCUGGAUGAAUCGCCAGUGCGCAAGGCUUCCGUCUCGCAUUCCAUCUCCAGUCGUGUCAGUAAGAGCAAGGCAGAGGAGAUUGCGCGCAUCGACAAACUUGCUACCGCGCCGGGUGUGACGCUGGAAUCAUUUGCCCAUCUGGAUGAAAAGAAGAUACUGCGCAAGAUGGACUGGCACUUGAUCCCCAUGUUAGCCCUGCUCUAUCUAUUGUCGUUUCUGGACAGAGGCAACAUCGGCAACGCGAAGAUCGAAGGUCUGGUAGAGACCUUGGGUAUGAGUGGCGCACAGUACAACUGGUGUUUGACCGUGUUCUUCUUUACAUACGCCGCCUUUGAAGUCCCCAGCAACCUGCUCCUGAAGAAGCUUCGUCCAUCCAUUUGGCUGCCGACGAUUAUGGUGGCGUGGGGUAUCGUCAUGACGUUGAUGGGCAUCGUGCAGAAUUACCACGGUCUGCUAAUUGCGCGCAUCUUCCUUGGAGUGACAGAGGCGGGCUUGUUCCCUGGCGUGGCGUAUUACAUUACUAUGUGGUAUUGUCGCCAUGAAGCGCAAUUUCGACAAGCACUUUUCUUCAGCGCCGCGUCUGUUGCCGGAGCUUUCUCUGGCCUUUUGGCAUUUGGUAUUGCGCAUAUGGAUGGUGUUGGAAACCUGGAAGGAUGGAGAUGGAUCUUCAUCCUCGAGGGUAUCUUGACUGUUGUCGUUGCGACCCUGGCAUACUUCACUUUGUACGACUUCCCAGAAACGGCAAGCUUCCUGACAGAAGAAGAGCGAGCGUUCAUCGUAUUCCGGCUUAAGUACCAAGGCGCAUCGAACGAGACGGUCAAUGGAAUACGCGUGGCGCAGGAUGAUACUUUUCAGUGGAAAUUUGUAAAGUCUGCGUUUCUGGACUGGCAGAUCUGGACCAGUAUUUGGGUCUACUGGGGCAUCGUGUGUCCCUUAUACGGCAUCUCGCUCUUCUUGCCCUCGAUCAUCCGAGGUUUGGGGUACACAUCUUCCACUGCGCAGCUCCUGACCGUGCCCAUCUACAUCACCGCGUCCGUUUUGGCGGUCGCAGUAGCUUGGUGGAGCGAUAGAGUCGGCAAGCGGUAUCCGUUCAUCCUGGUCUGCCUUUGCAUCAUGGCAGUUGGAUUCAUCAUGUGUGUUGCGAGCGCAACUCCAGGUGUUAUCUAUGCUGGUGUAUUCAUCGCAGCGUGUGCUCUUUACCCAGCGUUUCCAGGAAACAUCACCUGGCUGUCAAACAAUCUGGCUGGAUCCACCAAGCGUGCAACAGGUCAAGCCAUUCAGAUCGCUGUAGGCAAUCUUGCAGGAGCCAUGGCCUCCAACUUCUAUCGCGCCGAAGAUGCACCUCGCUAUAUCCUUGGACACGCUCUUGAGCUUGGGUUUAUUGGUGCAGGCAUCCUUGCGCUUAUUGUGCUGGUGUUCAACUACAAGAGGAUCAACGCGAAGCGGGAGCGUCAGCUGGCGGAGGGCGCGCACAACGGGUAUACGCCAGAGGAGCUCGGCGAGCUGGGUGACCGAUCGAUGACCUUCAAGUACUUCUUGUAGACGGCUAUCUCCCGCGGUGGAGUUGGUGUAG